AUGCAGUGCAGUUCGCCAAUUUCCCAGUACUUUAGCACAGCGGUCUGGACGCCGGCUGUCCUCUCGGUAAAAGUUUCGUGUGCAGCGCCCCCCGGACCUGCAGCGCCAGGGCGCCCGUGGCUUGGGGCCCUGAUUCAGGCGUCCCUGAUCGUUCCUACAAUUGUUAGUUCUUCGCCAUCCAAUGCUGCAGUGUCUGCUUGUUGCCGGUGCUGCGGCAUCGGCGAGCGCCCUGCGUCCCCUUCACACGGUGUCGGCACGGCCAUGGCCAGGAGACGGCGCAGUGGCCGCCCGCGGGAUGGCUGUUGCGGAGGGACGUUCCGAUGCAUCUUUCUCUUCCUCAACUGGCUCCUGGCAGCCGCGGGCCUGACGCUGAUAGGCUUCUCGACUUACGCCGCAAUCGAGAUCGCGAAUCCGCCCGCGGGCUACCCCAGCGGCAGCAGCGCGUGUUCGGAUGUCGCACCCGUCGCUGGCGGCAGCGGCGGCCUGCGGGAUGGGCCGGAGGACGAAUGGAAGGAGGAAACCAAGCGGUACUGGUUUGCGCUGCUGAUUGCUGCGAUCGGCAUCUGGGCGCUCAUCACCGCGGUGUUCGGCCUGGGAGGCGGCAGAUGCCGCAACGGCUGCUGCGUCGGCACCCAUAGUGUGCUGCUGUCCUUGGGCCUGCUCGCGGAAGUGGCCUUCGGGAUUGUGUUCUAUUUCGAACAGGGCUGGAAGUGGGAGCUGCCCCCGGAAGCCAGCGGGCAGUGCGCUGCGUUCCACAAGUUUGUGGACAGCCACCUGAGGAUGUCCAUGUACGUGGGGGCGGGGGUCCUGGUGCUGGAGGUGCUCACGCUGCUGCUGGGCUGCGCAUUGUGGCCGCGGCCUUCCAGGAGGGCAGUAUAUGUCGAAGAGCCGCUGGAAGAUGUCGAAGAGCCGCUGGUACCCAAGGCGCUACCCGCUGUGUGUUAUCCUCCGACCGUCUAG
Messenger RNA from Ostreobium quekettii, 960 nucleotides. NCBI's taxonomy places the organism in Eukaryota, Viridiplantae, Chlorophyta, Ulvophyceae, Bryopsidales, Ostreobiaceae. The record is from the annotation of a GenBank genome assembly.